Molecule: messenger RNA, 1926 nt
Organism: Ilyonectria robusta
Lineage: Eukaryota; Fungi; Ascomycota; Sordariomycetes; Hypocreales; Nectriaceae
Exons: 5
Coding region: 1-1926 (641 amino acids)
Molecular function (GO): ATP-dependent protein folding chaperone; ATP binding
Source: RefSeq, a predicted model, not a curated record
AUGAAUCUCAACAACCUCAACCUGCCCAUCCGCACCAGCAUCAGCAGCCGCCGCAACCAGGAGAGCCGCAACUACUUCACCAGCUACACGCCCCCGAGCUCCACCGAGGCCAUCAAUGGGCCGGUCCGCGAGCCCACGAGGGAGCAGCCGCCCCUGAGCGAUCGCUUGAUUGUGGGCGUUGAUUUCGGCACCACGUUUUCAGGCGUCGCGGCUGUCUACACCUCUACGCCUGACGAUAUUGAAAUCAUCAAGACCUGGCCUGGCGGCAAUGGCAUCACCUCGGACAAGGUCCCCACAGAGAUUGCUUAUGACUUCCCCGCCAACUCGCCCCCGGGCACCGAGCCCACGGCCAAAUGGGGUUUCCAGUUCAAGCCCGAGGAGUCGCGCCUGCGCUGCAUCAAGCUCUUCCUAGAUCGCUCUCAGAAGCUGCCCUUUUACGUGAGUCCGCUGGACACGGCAGCCCAGCUCAAGCGCUUUAACAAGAAUGUUGUCGAUGCCGUGAGCGACUAUUUGACGCAGAUUUAUAUACACACCAUGGACACGCUAACCCGUCGGUACGGCGAGUCGUUCAUGGCGUCCACCAAGGUCGAGUUCGUUCUGACGUGCCCGGCCGUGUGGAGCGAUGCAGCCAAGAAUACUACGCUCCAGGCUGCGGAGCGCGCUGGUAUGGGAAGCAGGUCCGAGAUCCAGAUGAUCAGCGAGCCCGAAGCAGCUGCGGUAUACACACUCAAAGCCAUACAGCCGAACCACCUCAACGUGGGUGAUAACUUUAUUGUCUGUGACGCCGGAGGCGGCACCGUCGAUCUCAUCGCUUACCAGAUCAUGUCUCUUAAGCCUCUACGGGUAGAGGAAUCUGCUGUAGGAACUGGAGGGUUGUGUGGGAGCGCAUUCUUAAACUACCGCUUCGAGGAGCAUGUCAGGAACCGCCUUGGACAGAGCCGGUUCGACGAGAUGAAAUUGAAGAAGGGAAAAACUUGGCAGAUGGGUCUCCGCUACUUCGAAGAGUUCGUCAAGCGGAACUUCAACGAGGAUGAGCAUCAGGAGGUUAAUGUCCCAUUCCCUGGACUACCGGAUGACGAAGACGCUGGUCUCGACUCAGGCUUCCUAGUCAUGACAGCAGACCAGAUCAAAGACAUCUUUGAGCCUGUGGUGAAGGAAGUUUGUGACCUUGUCCAGGGCCAGGUUUCAAGUCUGCGUGCCAAGGGCGGCAUCGUCUCGGGCAUCGUCUUGGUUGGAGGAUUCGGCCAGAGCAACUACCUGUACCGCCGCCUCAAGUCUCACUUUACCAGCGCAGCCCCUCCCCCUUACAGUGAGCGACCGACCCAUGCGACCGCCAACGCUACGCAAGAGACGGGCUCCAUCGAGGUCAUGCAGCCGGUUUACGCAUGGACUGCGGUGGUGCGAGGUGCGGUGCUCCGAGGGUUGGAGGGUAACAUGGUCAUCUCACGCAAGUCGAGAAUGCACUACGGAACGUCGUACGCCACCGUUUAUGACGAAGAGAAACAUUCGGUCAGCGAGAGAUACUGGUCCCCGCUAUGGGAGCGAUGGAUGGUCUCGGAUCGUAUGCAAUGGCACAUUGCCAAGGGUGAGGCCUUGUCGCCCCUGGCUCCGAUUGCCUUCCACUAUACUCGUAACUUCCGCCCCGGCCAAUCCCUGAUUGUGACGGAUGAUCUUAUCGCCAGCGAUGCCGACGAGCCUCCUGUAGCCUACACCCGUGACCUCAUCCACGUGUGCACCCUGACCACCGACCUUAACGCCGUGCCAAGGAGUCUCUUUACGCGCCUGACGACGACAAGAGGUGUCGAGUUUGACAACCUCGACUUUACGCUAGAAAUGCGCAUGGAAUCAGCAGGGCUCACCUUCGAGCUGAAGGUGGACGGUGUGAGAUAUGGAAGAGUCGAGGCGGAGUUCCAUUCUGCCACAUAG